UUGUCUUCAAACAUUAAAUCUCUACUGAAUCCAAAAGAAAAAAAAAAUGUCCAGCUGGAAUUUCACCAUCUUUCUUCUAGGUUUAGCCAUUGUUGCUAAUGUUGUCACUAGCAAGCAAGAUAUUGUUAAUAAUGAGGCGGUCGAAAGAACAAGGCAUGGGGUGCUAAGUGCAAUGAAGUGGGCUCGGGGUCUAAAAGGAAUUGACAAAGCCGCGGACCAACAUGGUUCGAUAAAUAAAUUUGGGAGCAGUGAUGAGUGUGUAAAGCUUUAUGAAGACACUGAGCCAAGGCUAGCUAGGCUAGUCUCUAAUGAGACGUAUUACAACCACGAUGAUGUUAUUACUUGGUUAAGUGCAGCACUAGCAAGUCAUAGGAGUUGCUUAGAUGGGUUGGAAGAGAAAGGUUUGGCUUAUAAAAGUGAAGAGACUCGAAACUUGACUUUGUUGCUUAAGGGUGCUUUGUUUCGUUAUGGACAACUAAGGAGUAACGGAAGGAAUAAGCCUAGAAAGGGGGCACAACAGAGACCAAUUAGCUCUAGUGAAGGCAAGGGGCUUUUGGCAUCAUGGAAUGCAGCAACAUCCAAAGCUGAUGUAGUAGUUGCACAAGAUGGUUCUGGCAAUUAUAAAACCAUCAACGAGGCUGUGGCUGCGCUCUCUCGAAUGACACGUCCAGAAAGAACAAUUGUGUAUGUCAAAUCUGGCAUAUACCGCGAAAAUGUAGAAAUUGGAAGGGGACUCGAGAAUUUGAUGUUUGUUGGUGAUGGCAUUGACAAAACCGUUGUUGCUGGCAAUAAAAAUGUCCAAGAUGGAGCUAGCACCUUGGGCUCAGCUACAUUUGGUGUGUCUGGUGAUGGAUUUUGGGCAAGGGACAUGACAUUUGAGAACUCAGCAGGGCCACACAAGCAUCAAGCAGUGGCAUUAAGUGUGAGCUCAGAUCUCUCCAUUUUCUAUCGCUGCAGCUUUAAAGGUUACCAAGACACACUCUUAGUACACUCGUUGAGACAAUUUUAUCGCGAUUGUCACAUAUACGGCACUAUCGACUUCAUAUUUGGUGAUGCAUCUGCAGUGUUUCAAAACUGCGACAUUUUUGUAAAGAGGCCAAUGGAUCACCAAUCCAACCUGAUAACAGCACAGGGAAGGGACGACGCGAAUGAAAAUACUGGGAUUGUUAUACUGAACUCGCGAGUUUCUCCAUCCUCAGAAUUCAGUGCUGUUAAAGGGAGUUUCAAAAAUUACCUAGGAAGACCAUGGAAAAAAUAUUCGAGGACGGUAUUCAUUAAGACGGAUUUGGAUGGAUUGAUUCAUCCAAGAGGGUGGAAAGAAUGGAGUGGUAAUUUUGCACUUUCAACAUUAUAUUAUGGUGAGUACAUGAAUACAGGCAGUGGUGCUAAUACUGGAAACAGAGUAAAUUGGCCUGGUUUUCAUGUGCUACGUGAUGUCAAUGAAGCAAGCCCAUUUACAGUGAGAAAUUUCAUACAGGGGGAAUCCUGGAUCCCAGCAAGUGGAGUACCGUAUUGGGCUGACAUAUGAUAUGUUAGUAUCUGUCAAGAGACUCAAGAUUGUGCAGGAUAUUAAAUUGGCAAAUGUGCAUAUUACCACUACAAUUGUAUUUAUAGAAAUAAAAAAUAAAAUGGUAUAUUUCUUCUGUUGUA
Molecule: messenger RNA, 1650 nt
Organism: Lycium barbarum (goji berry)
Lineage: Eukaryota; Viridiplantae; Streptophyta; Magnoliopsida; Solanales; Solanaceae
Product: probable pectinesterase/pectinesterase inhibitor 36
Exons: 3
Coding region: 47-1528 (493 amino acids)
Biological process (GO): cell wall modification
Molecular function (GO): pectinesterase activity; pectinesterase inhibitor activity
Source: RefSeq, a predicted model, not a curated record